This is a messenger RNA of Mizuhopecten yessoensis (Yesso scallop), 739 nucleotides long. RefSeq names its product macrophage mannose receptor 1-like. Lineage: Eukaryota; Metazoa; Mollusca; Bivalvia; Pectinida; Pectinidae. Bases 96 to 713 code for a protein of 205 amino acids. The transcript has 3 exons. The record is from RefSeq and is a predicted model, not a curated record.
UGAUAGCGUUUGAAAUCUACGCAUUUUUUCUGAUUGUCCGGCUCGUUAUUGGUUCUAAUUCUUUCUAUGGAUAUGCGACUGGUGGUAUAACAGGAAUGUACCCACAAAAUACCGCCGACUUGGUGGUACCAGAGAACAUUACCACGUUUGAAUGUUUGUUAAAAUGUGGAGAAAACAGUAGAUGCAUGUCCAUAUUCACUAAUAACGGGCAGUGUCAUCAUUUCAACGGCGGGUUUGUUGAUAACACGAUGUUGUUACCUAAUCCAGGGUGGACGUUUUACAAUGUUUAUACAGAUGGCUGCCCGGUGCGAAACGGCUACAUACACAACAGACAACACAACUUAUGUUACAAGCUUCAUCUUGGAGGUACUCGGGACUCGUAUGACUUCAUGACCACGUGCACUUCAGAAGGCGGAGAAUUAAUGCGGAUUACCUCGCAGGAAAUACAGGACCAUAUCAGUGCUUUCCUAGCUGAUGCGACUUGCCACUUUGUUGUACUAAUCCAGGGAUCAGAUCGUAACAGUGAGGGGACGUUUAAAUUUGAGGAUGGCACGGUUAUGCAGUACUUCGACUGGUAUGGCACAGAACCAAACAAUCACCUAGGUGAUGAAGAUUUCAUUUUCAUCGUACCCGGUCAAGGAUUCCGGUGGGGUGACGGAAUUGAUGUUGCCUCAACGGUUUCUUCUUUCAUCUGCCAGAUACCAAUGACGUAAUAGGAUAGGUAGAAAACAAUUUUCGA